Pyricularia oryzae 70-15 is the source of this 1107-nucleotide messenger RNA. RefSeq lists its product as uncharacterized. The coding region runs from base 1 to 1107 and encodes 368 amino acids. NCBI's taxonomy places the organism in Eukaryota, Fungi, Ascomycota, Sordariomycetes, Magnaporthales, Pyriculariaceae. The transcript has a single exon. The record is from RefSeq and is a predicted model, not a curated record.
AUGUCAACCCCCAGCAAUCAGAACGAGUACUGGGUGAUAUUCUACCAGGACGCAAGACGAUGGAUGCACAUGUUCCACAGCUCACUCAGGAGCGGUAAGUCCUUCCAAGCCCAGGUUGUCGUGCGCUAUGUCGGAGGAAGCCAGCUGACCGGCGAGCCGUGCGUGCGCAAGCGUCCCGAAGAGAAGCACGACCAAGAUGGCCGGAGGGCGCUCAGAGACGAGGCAGCCAACCUCGCAUCGCUGGAGCAGGAUCUGAAGGAAAAGGGCCUGUCGCUGGGUGCCGCUCACAUCGCCGAGCUCCUGCGCAAAACGUCCAAUGACGAUCCAGAUUCCGUCGAGUCCAGCUACUGGAAGCUGUACAACCUCGGCUCGCUGCACGGGCUCCUGCUGAAGCUUCGGGACAACAAUGCGAGCAGGAGCAUCCUGCCGGCCAUGGCCGCCCGUGUCGCAAGACACAUGCUGAUAGCCAUCAAGUCUAGCCUCGUGACGCCCAAGGGGGGCCUGCUGCACAACGACAUUGUCAGCAGCAACGUGUUUGUGCACUUUCCGCCGGGCGGGGACGAUAAGCUCCCCGACUUUUACCUCGGGGACUGGGGGGACAGCCAGCCCGAGAACAGGCCACGGCAGAGGUUCAAUGGCGUCCAAGAGAGCCUCAAGAGGCUCGACGGCAUUCUGAACGAGAUUACGCAGCUGCAUGCGGCCGACCCGACUGUUCAUCAUCAGCUAUCCACCGUUCUGGGCAGCGUCUGCACGGGAGCGCCGGCAAACGACCCUGAACUCGCCACGUUCCUUGCCGAGCGGUUGAACAAGGCCGUCGAAACGGCGGCUCGGCUCGAGAAGGACGCCCUCGACACCGUCGCGGGGAGCAUCGGCUCUGUCAAGGCCGUCCUGCAGAGUUUUGUGAUUGUCCCUCGACCCGCACGCUACAGAACCGCAGAGGAAGCCGAAGCGGCCGUCGAGGCGAAUCACCUCCGCGGGUGCACGCUGCAGCUGGUCGAGAACGGCAAGAUAGAUUUCACCAAGGGCAUGGUGCCGGGCGGGAGCGAUUCCUCGUCCGCGAGCGAGUCGUCCCUCGCGGAUUUGGUUGGGGAUUUUGCUGGGCUUUGA